Messenger RNA from Hipposideros armiger (great roundleaf bat), 6144 nucleotides. RefSeq names its product intersectin 2 (gene ITSN2). The record is from RefSeq and is a predicted model, not a curated record. The transcript has 41 exons. The coding region runs from base 236 to 5389 and encodes 1717 amino acids. NCBI's taxonomy places the organism in Eukaryota, Metazoa, Chordata, Mammalia, Chiroptera, Hipposideridae. Gene Ontology annotation, molecular function: calcium ion binding; guanyl-nucleotide exchange factor activity; protein binding. Gene Ontology annotation, biological process: positive regulation of Rho protein signal transduction.
UGUUGUGGGGCUGAGGCGGCGCUGCGAAGCCGGAGCGGCCGUGACAGGCUGCGCAACAGGUUCGCUGUCGGCGGCCUGGCGACGAACCCGGCAGCGGCGGCGGCCGAGCAGGGUCUCCCGGCGUCCGCCUGCACCAGCGCUGCUGGAGCCGAGGGGCGCGGGGUCGCGCCGUGACGUGCGGGAGGCGCGGCGGAGGCGCCAGAUGGCUGAGAGCUAGCAAGGAAAGUUCAGGACCAUGAUGGCUCAAUUUCCCACAGCUAUGAAUGAGCUGAAAAAGAUCAGUGCAUCAUAUUUUUCCACUUGUGACUCUCCUUCUGGUGUCUUCUGCACCAGCAGAACCAUCCUUGCCAAAGCCUUCUUUAAUCAUGGAGGGCCAAACAUGUGGGCUAUUACUUCUGAAGAACGGACUAAGCAUGACAAGCAGUUCGAUAACCUCAAACCCUCAGGAGGUUAUAUAACAGGUGAUCAAGCACGUGCAUUUUUCUUACAGUCAGGACUGCCAGCUCCUGUUUUAGCUGAAAUAUGGGCUUUGUCAGACCUGAACAAGGAUGGGAAGAUGGACCAGCAGGAGUUCUCCAUAGCUAUGAAACUCAUCAAACUGAAGUUACAAGGCCAGCAGCUGCCCGUGGUUCUCCCUCCUAUUAUGAAACAGCCUCCUAUGUUUUCUCCAUUAAUUUCUGCUCGUUUUGGAAUGGGAAGCAUGCCCAAUCUCUCCAUGCCUCAGCCCUUGCCUCCAGUCGGACCUAUAGCAACACCCUUGUCCUCUGCGACUUCAGGGACCACCCUUCCUCCCUUAAUGAUGCCUGCUCCCCUAGUGCCUUCUGUUAGCACUUCAUCAUUACCAAAUGGAACCGCCAGUCUCCUUCAGCCUUUAUCCAUUCCUUAUUCUUCUUCAACAUUGCCUCAUACGUCAUCUUACAGUCUGAUGAUGGGAGGAUUUGGUGGUGCUAGUAUACAGAAAGCCCAGUCUCUGAUUGAUUUAGGAUCUAGUAGCUCAACUUCCUCAACUGCUUCGCUCUCAGGGAACUCGCCCAAGACUGGGACCUCAGAGUGGGCAGUUCCUCAGCCUUCAAGAUUAAAAUAUCGGCAAAAAUUUAAUAGCCUUGACAAAAGCAUGAGUGGAUACCUCUCAGGUUUUCAAGCUAGAAAUGCCCUUCUUCAGUCAAAUCUUUCUCAAACUCAGCUAGCUACUAUUUGGACUCUGGCUGACGUCGAUGGUGACGGACAGCUAAAAGCUGAAGAGUUUAUUCUUGCUAUGCACCUCACUGACAUGGCCAAAGCUGGACAGCCAUUGCCCCUGACUUUGCCUCCUGAGCUUGUCCCUCCAACUUUUAGAGGAGGAAAGCAAAUUGAUUCCAUUAAUGGAACUCUACCUUCAUAUCAGAAAAUGCAAGAAGAGGAGCCUCAGAAAAAAUUACCAGUUACUUUUGAGGACAAGCGGAAAGCCAACUAUGAGCGAGGGAACAUGGAACUGGAGAAGCGACGCCAAGUCCUGAUGGAGCAGCAACAGAGGGAAGCAGAACGUAAAGCCCAGAAAGAAAAGGAAGAGUGGGAACGAAAACAGAGAGAAUUACAAGAGCAAGAAUGGAAGAAACAACUUGAAUUAGAAAAACGCUUGGAGAAGCAGAGGGAAUUGGAGAGACAGCGGGAGGAAGAAAGGAGAAAAGAGAUAGAAAGACGAGAGGCAGCAAAACAGGAACUUGAAAGACAACGUCGGUUAGAGUGGGAGAGAAUUCGUAGACAGGAGCUUCUCAAUCAGAGGAAUAGAGAACAAGAAGAAAUUGUCAGGUUAAACUCCAAGAAGAAGAGUCUUCAUCUGGAGUUGGAAGCACUGAAUGGCAAACAUCAGCAGAUCUCAGGCCGCCUUCAAGAUGUCCGACUCAGAAAGCAAACUCAAAAGACUGAGCUGGAAGUUCUGGAUAAGCAGUGUGACCUGGAAAUUAUGGAAAUCAGGCAUCUCCAACAAGAACUUCAAGAAUAUCAAAAUAAGCUUAUCUAUUUGGUACCUGAGAAGCAGUUAUUAAAUGAAAGAAUUAAAAACAUGCAGCUCGGUAACACACCUGAUUUAGGAAUGGGUUUACUUCAUAAAAAAUCACUGGAAAAGGAAGAAUUAUGCCAAAGACUUAAAGAACAGUUAGAUGCUCUUGAAAAAGAAACUGCAUCUAAGCUAUCAGAAAUGGAUUCAUUUAACAAUCAACUAAAGUGUGGGAAUUUGGAUGACUCUGUUCUUCAGUGCCUUUUGUCUCUGCUAAGCUGUCUCAACAACCUCUUCCUCUUACUUAAGGAACUGAGAGAAAGCUACAAUACACAGCAGUUAGCCCUUGAACAACUUCAUAAGAUCAAACGUGACAAAUUGAAAGAAAUUGAAAGAAAAAGAUCAGAGCUAAUACAGAAAAAAAAGCUAGAAGAUGAGGCUGUAAGGAAAGCAAAGCAAGGAAAAGAAAACUUAUGGAGAGAAAAUCUUAGAAAGGAGGAAGAAGAAAAACAAAAGCGACUCCAGGAAGAAAAAACACAAGAAAAAGUUCAAGAAGAGGAGCAGAAACCUGAGGAGAAACAAUGUGAGCCAGCUAGCGCUUUGGUGAAUUACAGAGCAUUAUAUCAUUUUGAAGCAAGGAACCAUGAUGAAAUGAGUUUUAAUUCUGGCGAUAUAAUACAGGUUGAUGAAAAAACCACAGGAGAACCUGGUUGGCUUUAUGGUAGUUUUCAAGGACAUUUUGGCUGGUUUCCAUGCAACUACGUAGAAAAAAUGCCAUCAAGUGAAAAAUCUGUGUCUCCUAAAAAGGCCUUACUUCCUCCUUCAGUAUCUUUAUCUGCUACCUCAACUUCUCCUGAAUCACUUUCUUCAAAUCAACCAGCAUCGGUGACUGAUUAUCAAAAUGUAUCAUUUUCAAACUUAACUGUUAAUACAUCAUGGCAGAAAAAAUCAGCUUUCACUCGCACCGUGUCCCCGGGAUCUGUGUCACCUAUUCAUGGACAGGGACAGGCUGUACAAAACCUAAAAGCACAGGCCCUUUGUUCCUGGACUGCAAAGAAAGAUAACCACUUGAACUUUUCAAAACAUGAUAUUAUUACCGUGUUGGAGCAGCAAGAAAACUGGUGGUUUGGGGAGGUGCAUGGAGGAAGAGGAUGGUUUCCAAAAUCUUACGUCAAAAUCAUCCCUGGGAGUGAAGUCAAACAGGAAGAACCAGAAGCUUUGUAUGCAGCUGUAAACAAGAAACCUACCUCUGCAGCCUAUACAGUGGGAGAAGAGUAUAUUGCACUUUAUUCAUAUUCAAGUGUAGAACCUGGAGAUUUGACAUUCACUGAAGGUGAAGAAAUAUUGGUGACCCAGAAAGAUGGAGAAUGGUGGACAGGAAGCAUUGGAGAUAGAACUGGAAUUUUUCCAUCAAAUUAUGUCAAACCAAAAGAGCAAGAGAGUUUUGGGAGUACCAGCAAAUCUGGAACAUUAAACAAGAAACCUGAGAUUGCUCAAGUAACUUCAGCAUAUGUGGCUUCUGGUUCUGAACAGCUUAGCCUUGCACCAGGACAGCUAAUAUUAAUUCUAAAGAAAAACACAAGUGGGUGGUGGCAAGGAGAGUUACAGGCCAGAGGAAAAAAGCGACAAAAAGGAUGGUUUCCCGCCAGCCAUGUUAAACUUUUGGGUCCAAGUAGUGAAAGAACUACACCUGCCUUUCAUCCUGUGUGUCAGGUGAUUGCUAUGUAUGACUAUGUGGCAAAUAAUGAGGAUGAGCUAAAUUUCUCCAAAGGACAACUCAUCAAUGUUUUGAACAAAGAUGAUCCUGACUGGUGGCAAGGCGAAAUCAAUGGGGUGACUGGUCUCUUCCCUUCAAACUAUGUUAAGAUGACAACAGACUCAGAUCCAAGUCAACAGUGGUGUGCUGAUCUGCAAACCCUGGACACCAUGCAGCCGAUGGAGAGGAAAAGGCAGGGCUAUAUCCAUGAACUGAUCCAGACUGAAGAGCGGUACGCGGCCGACCUUCAGCUGGUCGUUGAGGUUUUUCAGAAACGGAUGGCCGAGUCAGGCUUUCUCACUGAAGGAGAAAUGGCCUUGAUCUUUGUUAACUGGAAGGAGCUCAUCAUGUCUAACACGAAGCUGCUGAAGGCCUUGCGUGUUCGGAAGAAGACAGGGGGCGAGAAGAUGCCUGUGCAGAUGAUCGGGGACAUCCUGGCAGCCGAGCUGUCCCACAUGCAGGCUUACAUCCGGUUCUGCAGCUGUCAGCUCAAUGGAGCAGCCCUGUUACAGCAGAAGACAGAUGAAGACACGGACUUCAAAGACUUUUUAAAGAAGCUGGCAUCUGACCCUCGAUGUAAAGGAAUGCCCCUCUCCAGCUUCCUGCUGAAGCCCAUGCAGAGGAUCACCCGCUACCCUCUCCUCAUCAGAAGUAUUCUGGAGAACACCCCGGAGAACCACGUAGACCACUCCUCCUUAAAACUGUCCCUCGAGCGGGCAGAGGAGCUUUGCUCCCAAGUUAAUGAAGGAGUUCGGGAGAAGGAAAAUUCAGACCGACUGGAGUGGAUCCAGGCACACGUCCAGUGUGAAGGUCUCGCCGAGCAACUUAUUUUCAACUCGCUCACCAACUGCCUGGGUCCCCGGAAGCUCCUGCACAGUGGGAAAUUAUACAAGACCAAAAGCAAUAAGGAGCUACACGGAUUCCUCUUCAAUGACUUCCUGCUUCUUACCCACAUGGUCAAGCAGUUUGCCGUUUCCUCAGCCUCUGAGAAACUCUUCAGCUCUAAGUCCAACGCUCAGUUCAAAAUGUAUAAAAUGCCCAUUUUCCUGAAUGAAGUCUUGGUGAAACUGCCCACAGACCCCUCCAGCGAUGAGCCCGUCUUCCACAUUUCUCACAUUGACCGGGUCUACACCCUCAGAACAGACAACAUUAACGAGAGGACUGCCUGGGUCCAGAAGAUCAAGGCAGCUUCUGAGCAGUACAUCGACACAGAGAAGAAGAAACGGGAGAAGGCCUAUCAAGCUCGCUCUCAAAAGACGUCAGGCAUUGGGCGUCUGAUGGUGCAUGUCAUUGAAGCUACAGAAUUAAAAGCCUGUAAGCCAAAUGGGAAGAGCAAUCCGUACUGUGAAAUCAGCAUGGGCUCCCAGAGCUACACCACCAGGACCCUCCAGGACACGCUAAACCCCAAGUGGAAUUUUAAUUGCCAGUUCUUUAUUAAGGAUCUUUACCAAGAUGUGCUAUGUCUCACCAUGUUUGACAGAGACCAGUUUUCACCAGACGAUUUCCUGGGUCGUACUGAAAUUCCGGUGGCAAAAAUUCGAACAGAACAGGAAAGCAAAGGCCCUAAAACCCGCCGACUCCUGCUGCACGAGGUCCCCACCGGUGAGGUCUGGGUCCGCUUUGACCUGCAGCUUUUUCAGCAAAAAACUCACCUGUAGGGACCUCGGGGAUCUGCCCACUAGGCUGGGGCUGGAGAAGAUGGCCAGUGUCGCCGCCAGGCUGAAGGAGCAUCAGUCACAACUUCAUCCAUCACAAGCCCACGCACGCUGGGGCCCCUCUAUUUUAUUGCACAUUAAAUCUCUAGCAAUCUAUGCAAACAUAAUCUUUCCUAUAAAUAAACCAAACCCCAUAGCACAGUGCCUUGUAUUAGUGUUAACAUGUCGGCUGUGUUUAGAUGCCAAGGUUUCCAUUUUCAGGGCUGUAAAAAGUAUUAUGUGGAAAUGAGGCAUCAGACCACCAGACGUUACCACUUGGUUGAAUGUGUCCACUGUGGGUGGUUUUGGUGACGCUGUAACCAUUCCAUGCCACGUGACCUCUGCUGGGUCACAGCCACUCAGGAGGUGAAGGAUUGAGGGGAAAAUGCUGCAGCCUCAGUGCAGGAACAGCCUGAUACCGAAAUAGGGUCUACUUGUGCACUGAAGACAAAACAAACUUGAUCAUUUUAUUCCUGAUUAGAUUUUAUCAUCCUCUGCUGAGACAAUAUAGUUUGAAAUCUAAAGGGGAAAAGCUUGAUUUACUUUCAAUACUGUGAACUCUAAUGAUGUGGAAAAUAUUUUUCAACUUUAAUUUUCUGAAGUAUAAAUUAUUUAUGUAAAUUCCUUGUUUUUGCGUAUUUCAUAGGACAUGCAUCUUUAAGCUUUCUCAUUGCCAAUAUGUACAGAAAGAGAAUAAAUAUGUAAGUUCAUGAAUGGAA